AUGCUGCAGCUAGCUGUUUGCCCACUGCUUGUUGUCUUGGCUCUAGCACACUUAAAGCAGCGAAGACGGUUUGAGUGCGUCAUCUACCCGGUACCGCUGCUCGCCCGCAGAAAGAUGAUGCCAGUCGUCGCUUACAGGAACACCUUCCUCCAGGUCCCUCUUGAGGAGCGCAUGGGUGAACCUGGACAUCGCCGAGCAGUCAGUGUUCCAGCCCGUUUGCCGGGCCAGGCCGAUUUCCAGCACGAGCCGAGUCUGGACAGGUACUUGUCAAAUGUGUCUCAAUCUCUUGGGGCUUUUUGGGCCCAUGGCAUCCCACCAGCCCUGUGGACUGGCAUGCGCAACGGGGCCGACCAACCUGUGGAGGAAGGCGAGGUUCAUCAGACUCCGGACGAUCCCAUUCCGUCUGCGGAACUGGGUAUUGGAAGUUUUGCAGCCGACGAGCCUUCCUUUGCCCCACCUUGCCUCAGCGAAAGCUCGGCCGCCGAUCCUGGAGCAGAAAAGGACGACGAGCGUGAGAAUCUGCUGGAAGUCCUUCCUGGCCAGUCGGGACAUCCCGAGUUUUGCCGUCGACCUUGCAUUCUCUUCUCGGCAGGGAGAUGUGCAGCAGAUUUGGGCUGCAAGUACUGCCAUCUGCCGCAUCAUCGGAAGCCGAAGUUGGCCCAGGCCAUUCGUUGGAAGCUUGAGGCUAUGCGAGCAGCAGAGCGUCUCGAAAUCCUGAUGCAGAUCCUGUGCAAGAAGGAGGCCGGAAUGCCCCGCACCCUUCCUUCCAUCCAGAAGUUGAUCACCAUUUUGAACGAGGCUCUGGAGACGGCGGAUUCGUCCCGAGCCUUUUCCACUGAUCGGAAAGCUGUGCAGGCAGUUCUGGCAAAGAUGCCGGUGGCUGCGCUGCUGGGUAGUCAGCCUUACAGGAAAGCUUUGUGGGAGUAG
Messenger RNA from Symbiodinium necroappetens, 927 nucleotides. The record is from the annotation of a GenBank genome assembly. NCBI's taxonomy places the organism in Eukaryota, Dinophyceae, Suessiales, Symbiodiniaceae.